Messenger RNA from Triticum urartu, 438 nucleotides. The record is from RefSeq and is a predicted model, not a curated record. NCBI's taxonomy places the organism in Eukaryota, Viridiplantae, Streptophyta, Magnoliopsida, Poales, Poaceae.
AUCCGAACUUUAAUUCACAAAGAACCAUGGGUGGUCAUUUCUGCCUCCUUGUUUCUUUUUGCUUGGUCGCCAUUCUUUUCACCCAUGCACCACUAGCGGCUACUCGUCAACUUAAAUCUAAGUCAGAUGAUUUCACAAAAGAAUCUUUAGAGUAUAUUCCACUUGACUAUCAUGAUAUAGCUCCAACUCCCGCCACCCCCGUUACACCAGCACCGCCAUGCAUAGGUUGUCGUUCCUCUACGGAUCAGGAAAAGCCAGCUACUGCACAACAUUCACAAGUCAGUGAAGAUAUGUCGCCAUCACAUGAAAAGGAGAAAAAUAAGGCGACACAAAAACAUGUGUCAUUUUAAUAUGAGUUUUACACCUUCAUGUAGUAUGUAAUGACUUCUGAACAACAGAUGCAUAUGUUCUAAAUUAAUAAGACCCAUCUUUCUGUGA